ACUGUAAAACCCAAAAGCCUUUAAUGUUUCUGUUUCGGGUUUUUUUAGAUUCACUACCAAAAGUUCUGAAAUUUUGUAGGUUUUUGUUUGUGUGAAUUGUUUGAUGAUUAGAGAAUUGAUUGUAGCUGGGUCUGGAAAGAAAAUUGUUUUCAAUUCAAUUUUGUUGCAGUUUUUUUCCAGAAAUGGACAAGAAUCGAUUGUAAGGGAGGAAAUGAAAUAAUUGCGAAGAAAGUGGAAGAGGGGAAAUUUAGUGGUGUUGGUGAAGUCUAAUCCAGUAUGAACAACAUUGAAAUGGGUUGUUCAAGGUCUGAUGAUAACGAUGAGAUUCAUCCCAAUGUUUCUGUUCGGAAGCGAUUUAAGUUUCCCAAAAAGUUUUUUGAUGAGUGUAAUGGAGUAGAUCAUGCUUCUGUUCCUCGGAAAGUUCGUUCAGCUAUCAAGAAGAGAAUUCGCAAGCUCAUCUCUCCACCUUUGCCGAUUUCCAAAAAGGCGACUCGCAUGUCAGAUGGAGCUGAAACACUAAGGAAAUAUGGCAACAAGUCUAAGCUUAAUUUGACUCAUUGUGGUUCAAGUCGGUGUAUAAAGGAGGAGCUUGAUGGUCCAAUCACCAAAGAUGAAGAGGAAGUGGCUGAAACCUUGUAUGCUUUGGCUGGUAUGGUCCCAGACGUUGACACCUUGAGCGAAAGCAAAAUAAAUAGUCAACUUCCAGAAGUGAAAUCUUUGGACUUACCGGAACCUGAGGCUUCUGUAAUUGCAAGUGGAGUUGUAACAACAGAGCAGGACAUAAGGACAAACAGCUGCCAAUUCAGUGCUGAAGCGUUGAAGCAGUUUCCAGACAUAGCUGUUUCUGCUGGAGAAGCUGCCAAAUCAAAAUCAUUUCAUGAUGCUUCCCCAUGUGAUACAUUCAUCAACACAGAGCAGCUCGAAAUUUCAUCGCAACAAGUUGUUGCUUAUCAAGCCAACCAACAAAACACACACAAGGAGAAGAGGAAUAAUGGUUCAUUGUUGUGGCCAGGCUUGUCUGCAGCAGGGUCAUCUUGUUCCGACAUACUUGAUUCUUCACCACAGUUUCCAAUUGGCAAAUUUCCUGUCUGGAUUGGAAGCACUGGCUCUGAUCCUCAAGCUCAAAAUGCAAAAUCUUGUCUCCCAACCAUGAAGGAUUCUCAAGUUCCACUUGAUUUGAGGAAGUCAUUUAAGAGGUGUGCUGCUCAUGUUUAUAUAAGUCGGCUGACUAAAGGCUUACAGACUUCGAUGAGAGGUGACACAGUCUCCUCGCAUCCUUCUCAGUCUUCAUCACCUGAUGGAGUGAAGCAAGAGCCUCCUAUAAUUCAGAACAGCCCAACUGUAAAGGUGAAUGAUAUGCAUGGAAUUGUUUCUACUGGGAACGUUGCCUCUACUGCUGAGAAGAAUCCAACUGAAGUUAGAAAUGCAAUCCUUUUGCACCAAAGACUCCUCCAAGAUCAGCAACAGGCUUCUACUACAUCUGGGUUCAAUUCUUUAGCAAAGCAGAACGCAGAUUUCCUUUCAUUGUCAGCUGGAAGUUAUGUGAUCAAAGGCACUAAUGGUCAUAACCUUGAAAUGCCUGUAACCUCACAGAAACAUCCUGCCCUGCAUUUCUUGCUUCCCCAGAAUGGUUAUUCAUCUGCACCUUAUCGUUACAAUCCUGCAACAGCAGCAACUCAGCAGUUGCAGGUUCUGCUGCCUCCAUAUCUUGGAGGUGUGUCAUUUUGUCCGUCAAGAGAAGCUACUAUGGCCUUACCAAGACAAAUGUCGCAGCAGAAUGAACUACAAAAUGCCCAUUUCGCUGCUCAGUACAAGUUUGGUGGAGUCUCUACCUCACAAAUGCGAGACUGGCAAAAUGCAGGGCGACCAAUGCCUAUCUUUGGGCCUUCUCAAGCUCAAUUGGCAGCUUCUUCUUCCUCCAUGGAAGCACUUUCUUCCAAGUAUGUUCCACCCUUGUUGAACGAGCAGGAGCUAAUGUCCAUUUCUACUUCACGAGCUACUUCAAGGAUCAGAGGACAAUAUUACAGUUUCCCUUCUGGCUUGGAAGGAAGCGGACAUGGACUCUACCCCAAUAGUGUCCCUUCACUGCAGCUUCUUUGCAAUGAUCGUCGUUAAUACUGAGAGUCAUGGCACCAUGUCGCCAUCUCCAAAGAUCAGACCGGACCUCCUGCAAAUCAUAAUUGAUUUAUUCUUUUCUUUGCUUAUGCAUGAGAGUAGGUGUUCAUUCUGUUCAUGAAUAUAAGGAACACAAAAGAAGGGAGGAUAUAGUAAAUUUUGUGUCUCUCAUUAGAUGCUUUUGGCUUUACUUAUUCUGUUUCAGUUUCAAUUAAUUAUAGAGAAACAACUUCAGAAAUGGUUGUUGGUUUUCGCCUAGAUGGAUUCCGUGGAAAGAAAGUUUAUCUGUGUCUGAGAAGUUUAUUGACUUGGAAGACGUGUAGUAGUAUACACAAGAAGAAUGGCAAUGAAAAAAUUUGCUGCUGCUUUAAAUUUCUUUCAGCAA
Molecule: messenger RNA, 2500 nt
Organism: Solanum tuberosum (potato)
Lineage: Eukaryota; Viridiplantae; Streptophyta; Magnoliopsida; Solanales; Solanaceae
Exons: 12
Coding region: 277-2115 (612 amino acids)
Source: RefSeq, a predicted model, not a curated record